CUUUCUGAGCCUUUGUACAGCUGUGGGCCCACAGUCUACGACCACGCUCACCUGGGACACGCAUGCUCGUACGUGCGUUUUGACAUCAUCCGGAGAAUCCUCACCGCUGUAUUCGACGUCGAUGUCAUCAUGGCGAUGGUCAUAACGGACAUCGAUGACAAGAUCAUCAAGCGCGCGCGGGAGCUGGACAUGACACCGGACGUCUUAGCUCGAAUGUACGAGGAAGACUUCAAGCAGGAUAUGGCUUCUCUCAACGUGCUGCCACCCGCCGUGUACAUGCGCGUGACCGACAAUGUGGGGUCCAUCGUGAGCUUCAUCGAGCGCAUCGUGGCGAAGGGCCACGCGUACGUCACACCGUCAGGUAACUGUGUACUUUGA
Molecule: messenger RNA, 378 nt
Organism: Lethenteron reissneri (Far Eastern brook lamprey)
Lineage: Eukaryota; Metazoa; Chordata; Hyperoartia; Petromyzontiformes; Petromyzontidae
Product: probable cysteine--tRNA ligase, mitochondrial
Biological process (GO): cysteinyl-tRNA aminoacylation
Cellular component (GO): cytoplasm
Molecular function (GO): cysteine-tRNA ligase activity; ATP binding
Source: RefSeq, a predicted model, not a curated record